AUGCCACCAAUCAAGACCUGCAAAAGCAAUUCCAACAUAGUGCCGAAACAGAAUAGGAAGUUGAAGGAGAUUUUCAACUUAAUUCCAACUCUUGUCCAGAGAUUUGUAAGGGUUCCAUCUUCAAUCCAUCCACACCCAAAGAUUGUGUCGAGCCCUCGUUAUUGGCCUUAUUUUCAGAACUGCAUUGGUGCUAUUGAUGGAACCCAUGUCCCCAUCACUAUUGCUGAUGAAAAAGCUCCCCCAUUUAGGAAUAGGAAAGGGACCCUUUCCCAAAAUGUCAUGUUCCCGUUAGCUCGUUUCACAAAGCAGCAGAUUCAAGAGAAGGAAAAGGAGCUAAAAGGAAACUACAAGGCAGUUCGAGACGUUAGGAAGCAAAGUGGAGUAGGCUGGAACGAGUCCCUUUGUAUGAUCAUUGCUGAACCAGAUAUCUGGGAGAACAAACUGGUGAAGGACUUUCCCAAGGUGAAAACAUUCCGCUCAAAGCCAUUUACUCUCUUCAAUUCAUUGUGUUCACUGUAUGAAGGUAGUGUUGCCACAGGAGAUCUGAACUUUGUCUCAGUUCAUUUGGAUGGUCACAUGUCCUCUACUGACUUGCAUGGCCCAGAGGCAUCAAGAAGAGAAGAUGCUGAACCUACAACAUCUGCGCUCAAAGAAGAACCUCCAAAAAGGAGAAAACAAAGUCAAGUUGCUGUGGUGCUUGAAGAAUACUUGGACUUCAGGAAGAAGCAGUCUGUGGUUGAAGAGAUCAAGGAACCAAAGCCAGAUGAGAAGUUUUCAAUUGCAGCAUGUGUGUCUACACUAGAAGAAAUGGAAGGCUUAACAGAUCGGGAGAAAGGAAAGGUGUUGCGGCUUUUCAAGUGCCAGCAGAAUCGUGAAAGUUUCAUUAAUACCAAGGUCGCAAGUGUUCGCCUUUGUUGGUUGAAAGAAGAAAUUGAUGCAGCAAGAACAUAA
Brachypodium distachyon (stiff brome) is the source of this 951-nucleotide messenger RNA. RefSeq lists its product as uncharacterized. The record is from RefSeq and is a predicted model, not a curated record. The transcript is spliced from 6 exons. NCBI's taxonomy places the organism in Eukaryota, Viridiplantae, Streptophyta, Magnoliopsida, Poales, Poaceae. The coding region runs from base 1 to 951 and encodes 316 amino acids.